Messenger RNA from Bolinopsis microptera, 1571 nucleotides. RefSeq names its product E3 ubiquitin-protein ligase RMND5A-like. Gene Ontology annotation, biological process: proteasome-mediated ubiquitin-dependent protein catabolic process. The record is from RefSeq and is a predicted model, not a curated record. Lineage: Eukaryota; Metazoa; Ctenophora; Tentaculata; Lobata; Bolinopsidae. Gene Ontology annotation, molecular function: protein binding; ubiquitin protein ligase activity. The transcript is spliced from 9 exons. Bases 6 to 1112 code for a protein of 368 amino acids. Gene Ontology annotation, cellular component: nucleus; GID complex; cytoplasm.
ACAGUAUGGAUGCAGUUUCGGUGUUACAAAAAGAGUUUUUCAAAGUGGAAUCAAAACACAAAGAACUACAGGAAGGACUCUCCAAUAUGGACGAUCUCAUUGCUGCCAUUGAAAAUAAUCAGGACCUGGACAGUAAUUGGUAUCUGAACCAAGUUAAGACAGAACUGACUAAUAUCUCCGUAUCACACAAAGACUGGCACGGUUCCAUCAGUAGAUUUGGGAAAGUUAUUGAUAAACAACUCACUGAGAAUGUAUCUUUCUUCACCAACAGAGACCUAAUAACAGGUAGAAACUCACAUCUUCUCCAUCAACUCAUUUGUGAACAUUUCUUGAGACAGGGUAAUCUGGAUCUAGUAGAGAAGUUUAUCACAGAGAGUGGUCACCAGUUAGAGGAGUGCAGAAAGCGCCCUUUUGUAGAUCUCAACCAAAUAGUGGGGUGUCUGAAGAGAAGAGAUCUGGAACCAGCUCUACGGUGGUGCGAGAAUAACAGACCUGCUCUUAAGAAGAGAGGUAGUUCCCUCGAGUUCAUGUUGCACAGACUAAACUUCAUAACACUUAUAAAAGAAAGGAAUACUGCUGCAGCUCUUACAUACGCUCAGAUAUUAGGCCAGUUUGUGGAUACACACAAGAAACAACUACAGAGACUUAUGGGUUCCUUACUGUACAUUUCCACUGGCAUUGAGAACUCAACCUACAACGAUUUGAUGGAUCCUCAACACUGGGUAGAUAUCUGUGAGAUGUUCACUAAAGAGGCGUGCUCUCUAAUGGGUCUAUCUAAAGAGUCACCUCUCUCAAUCACAGUUGAUGCUGGGUGUAAAGCUUUACCUGCACUCAACUCCAUCAGACAGGUAAUGGAAGCAAAACAGUUGUGGGGAUUGAAAGAUGAACUGCCGUGUGAAGUAGAUCUAGGACCUUCCUGUCAGUUCCACUCUUUAUUCGCAUGUCCCAUACUCAGAGCUCAGUGCACGAAAUCAAACCCUCCAAUGAGGUUGGAAUGCGGUCACGUGAUCUCAAACGACGCUUUAAAGAGACUUGCUAUAUCAAACAAAGUAAAGUGCCCUUAUUGUCCCCAAGAAACGAGUCCGAGUGAGGCUAAACAGAUUUAUUUCUGAGUAUUUUCUGUUAAAGUUGUAAAAUAUUGAGAUAACAUAUUUUGGGCGUAAGUCACCUGGACUUUUCUAAACCUUGUUCGUGCUUUUUGAAGACCUUUGAAUCCAACAGGAUAGGUUGCUUUGAGGAAAACUGAAAACUGUGUAUAAAUAUUAAAUGCAUAAAAAUAUCGGGGCUUUGCUUAUUAAAUAGUGCUUACUUUUAUUAGUUUAAAAAGUAUCCAUCAAAAUGAUCGCUGGGGCGAUUUUUGAAUGUUGAUAGACUGACAUUGUAAAAUUUAUUGAUGCAGUUUGUAAUUGUUUCAAAAUAUAACAGUUUGUAAUUCAGCUUUCCAAUUAAACUGGUAUUCACACGAACGUCGAACGGGAGAACUAUUCGAAAAAUAUAUAAUAUAUUACUGAAGACUCUAAUGUACUGUGCCGGUACCUGAUAAUAUACUGCUUUUUGUAAACCGCGAGGAC